Octodon degus (degu) is the source of this 1410-nucleotide messenger RNA. RefSeq names its product pancreatic lipase-related protein 2. Gene Ontology annotation, biological process: phospholipid catabolic process. NCBI's taxonomy places the organism in Eukaryota, Metazoa, Chordata, Mammalia, Rodentia, Octodontidae. The transcript is spliced from 12 exons. Gene Ontology annotation, molecular function: glycerophospholipase activity; galactolipase activity; triacylglycerol lipase activity. The coding region runs from base 1 to 1410 and encodes 469 amino acids. The record is from RefSeq and is a predicted model, not a curated record.
AUGCUGUUCGCGUGGAUCACCGGCCUUCUCCUCCUGGCCACCGUCAGAGGGAAGGAAGUCUGCUAUUCACACCUCGGCUGCUUCUCCAAUGAAAAGCCGUGGGCAGGGACCCUUCGGAGGCCUUUGAAGUUAUUUCCCUCCUCCCCCGAGAGCAUCAACACUCAGUUUUUUCUGUACACAAAUGAAAAUCAGAACAACUAUCAACUGAUCACUGCCACUGAUCCAGCCACCAUCGAGGCUUCCAACUUCAACCUAGACCGUAAGACGCGCUUCAUUAUCCAUGGCUUCAUAGACAAUGGAGAGAAGAACUGGCUGACAGACAUGUGCAGGAGAAUGUUCCAAGUGGAGAAAGUGAACUGCAUCUGCGUGGACUGGCAGGGCGGGUCUCUAGCCAUGUACAGCCAGGCUGUUCAGAAUGUCCGGGUCGUGGGCGCCGAGGUGGCUUACUUAGUGCAAGUGCUGUCGGAGCAGCUGGGGUACGAGCCUGCGAACGUGCACCUGAUCGGACACAGCCUGGGCGCGCACGCGGCAGGGGAGGCUGGCCGGAGGCUGGAGGGCCGCGUGGGCAGGAUCACAGGGCUGGAUCCAGCAGAGCCAUGCUUCCAGGGCACACCUGAGGAGGUUCGCCUGGAUCCAUCCGACGCCAUGUUUGUGGACGUGAUUCACACAGAUAUUGCUCCCAUAGUUCCUUCCUUUGGUUUUGGCAUGAGCCAGAAGGUGGGCCAUAUGGAUUUCUUUCCAAAUGGAGGAAGAGAUAUGCCUGGAUGUGAGAAAAAUAUCGUUUCAACCAUCAUUGAUGUCAAUGGAUUCUGGGAAGGAAUCAACAACCUUGCCGCUUGCAACCACCUGCGGAGCCACAAGUAUUAUUCCAGCAGCAUCCUCAACCCCGAUGGCUUCGUGGGCUACCCCUGUGCCUCCUAUGAGGAGUUCCAGGAGGAUGGCUGUUUCCCUUGUCCAGCCGAAGGAUGCCCCAAAAUGGGGCACUAUGCUGACCAAUUCCCGGGGAAAACCAGUGGUGUGGAGCAAACCUAUUUUCUGAACACAGGAGACAGUGGUAACUUUACUCGUUGGAGGUAUAAGGUGUCAGUCACGCUGUCUGGAGAAAAGAGACUGAGAGGCUCCAUCAAGAUUGCUUUAUAUGGAAGGAACAGAAACUCAAAGCAAUACGAGAUCUUCAAGGGAUCCCUCAAACCAUAUGCCAGGCACACCCAUGACAUUGAUGUGGACUUCAAUGUGGGAGAAAUCCAGAACGUUAAGUUCCUCUGGAAUAGUAAUGCGAUAAAUCUCUUCCAUCCCAAACUGGGGGCUUCCCAAAUCACAGUGCAGAGCGGUGAAUAUGGGACCGAGUAUAACUUUUGCAGCAGCGACACCGUGCAAGAAGACGUCUUGCAGUCUCUUUCCCCUUGUUAA